ACCAGCACGCAAUCUUUCAACUAAACCGUCAUUUUCUGCUCCACUUGUUGUCAGUUGGACUUCUUACUCUCUGUAGCUCCUCACUGUAUCCAUCCAUCCACCCUGCCUGCCUCUGUCCCACAUCUCUGCCUGGCUGAGUGGGAACUACUUUUACAUUUGAUGGCUUUGGAAGUAAUCUUAGUAUUCUUGGAAGAAUUCUUAGGAUAAUAAUUCUGGCAGAAGGAGGAAUUCCCACCAGGUGAUUUGCCCCCUGCUGUAGCGACCAGGGGAGAGGAGGAGUUGUGGAUCCAGGAGCGGACCAUGGAGCAGUGUGAAACUGCUGCGAGCCCCAGCAUAGAUCACCAAUGGAAGGCAGCGACAAUAAUGAGGAAGGCCUGGAUCCAGAGCAGAGACUCCUGGCAGGGCCUCUCUGAGAGCCAGGACACCCAGGAUCAGGAGGGUUCCAGCGAGAAGACACUGUGUCCAGAUCCCACUAUGGAGGAGAAGACAGUCCCGGCCGAGGAGCCAGGGCCCGUCCCUAAGAAGAUUGCGAGCUGGCUCAAGGACUGCAGGACUCCUCUUGGGGCCUCUCUGGAUGAACAGAGCAGCACUCAGUCCAAGGGAGUGCUAAAGAAUGGCUGCAGCUUUGAAGACUACUUUUCUCUGGGAGCUGAGGCCAACCACCUUCAGCCCAACAGUGCCAAAGCAGAGACACCCAGCUAUGGGAUAUGUGCAAAGGACAAGAGGAGCCAGUUCCUACAGAACAGGAGUAUGAACUCAAUAGGCUCAGGGAAGAGCAGCACCAGUGUAUCCAGUGUGUCUGAGUUGUUGGACCUAUAUGAAGAGGAUCCAGAAGAGAUCCUGUAUAACCUGGGGUUUGGCCGGGAGGAGCUGGAUAUCGCCUCAAAGAUCCCCUUGCGCUUCUUUAACAGCCCCUCUUGUGCUAAGGGCAUCGAUCUCAAGGUCUACCUGGAAGCACAGCUACAACGCACAGAGAUGGAAAAACCCAACUAUGCCCUGACAAGUCGUUUCCGUCAGAUCGCGGUCCUGACCACAGUGGCCAACGAAUUAUUCCAUCUCUACUCCCAGGUGUCGGGCCAGCCCGUCCAAAAGAUCUGCAGCCUGGAUGGGGAACCCCUUACCAUCGUCACUCCUUCUCCUCUGAAGAGGAACAACUCAGCCCUGAACGCAGCCAAGAUCCUAAAGAAGACCAUCACCAAGCAUAACCUUUUCGGUGGGGCAGCAGAGGAAGUCUCUCAUAGCCCMACAGCCCUGUCUACUACCACAGGGAAACAAGCAGACCAAUUGAGUCCAGGUACAGGGGACAGCACCAUCACUACUGACUCCGACCACAAGGGGGAGCUCAAGCAGAAGGCCUUCAUGAAGAAGGAAUCUACUUCUCUGGCUAUGUUGACUGAGGACAGCCACUCUAGAGGCAGCACUGAAGCCCCGCUGAGCAUCAACGGACACCACCCUGGAGUGAAUGGAGACAGUCCCAAGCUAAAUGGAAAUGGCCUGGCGUUGACAGGAAGUAGAGAAAAUCACAUCUCGUUCACUGUCAGUGUUGUCCCUGAGGAGGCCCAGGAGGGUGACCUGAGCCUGUGCAGCGAGGCUGACCUGGAGAAAAAGCACCAGGAAAUCCAUCAGAURGGCCAGAGGGCCAUCCGAUCAACCCCAGGCGAGGAACCUAACUACAGCCUGAUGCCCAACCUUCACAUCGCCCACCACCACACGCAGGCCAAGGAUUCCUUUGAGAUGGAAGAGGUCCAGAGUAAUGAGGAUGAAGCUCUACCUGGAACUUGCAGCCCCUCUAGAGCUGGCAGUGAACAACAACUGAGAACAACCAGCCAGCAGUCAGACAGUAGUGGUUUUGCAGAGGGCCCCUCUACUGAUGGCUCAGCUAACAAUUUAAAGGUACAGGAGAGCGCUGACAGCUGUGAUUGUGAGACCAUGCUGAUGUCCUACGCUGGGGAGGUGACCACUCCUCUAGCCCUUGAACACCCUGCCUUUGAGAUGCUGCAGUUAAAAGAGGAACAGGAGGAGGAGGAUGUGCAGACACCCUCUGUCCUACAGAAACACCUUGAGGAGGACGGGGGGGGGAGCAAGAGCCCUAUUGGGGAGGAGGAGCAGCGGCAGGAGGUGCCACAGUACACCUUCCACCAGUUACCUAAACCAGGAGAUAGAGGAGUGGCCCAAGACUUGGAGCAGGACCAACAGCAUAGCACUGCUGAGGAAGCUGCUUCUUAUCCUGCCUCUGAGACUCCUCAGUCAACUCCUGAGACUUGCCAUACUGUUGAGGCUGAUCUUGACACGGCUACAGUGCCUGGUCCUACAGAAGACCAUGGCUCCAUCCUGGCCCCUGACUGCAGCUCCUCUGGUGCCCCAGCCAGGGAGGGUGUGCCUGACAGGGUGGAGAUGGAAGCCAGGCUCUCCAGCCCUAGCCCCAGCUGCCCCAUCCUCAGUGCCUCAGCCAGGGUCCACGGGGCCCUCUACAGGGCCCAGCAGAGGGCCUUGUCCCCAGGCCUCCAGGGCGCCUGCAUGGAGGGGAAGGUGACAGCGAGGGAUCUGUUCAGGAGAAGAGCCCCCCUGACGAGGUCCCGAUCCCUGCCUACCUCCCUCCUCAGCCCCUCCCGUGCGGUCUCCUCUGUCAGGAUACAGUUUGGCCAGGAGACAGUCAGGCACUGCACUCGGACGGUCUUUUCCUACCGAUACACCCCAGAAGUGCAGGUGGAGGAGGAGGUGCAGGUGGAGGAGGUGGUGCAGGUAGAGGAGGAGGAGGUGGAGCUGGAGGUGGGGUCCAUUGUGGAAGAGGAGGUUGCGGAGGAGGGGGUUCAGAGGAGAGGCAGCUUUUGCUCUAUCUUAAUUAUCAACAGAGAGGCCGAGCCAUCUCAUGGCCCCGGGCUACAGAGAGAUGGGGAUCUGAGAAAGCUUCAAGGCAGAGUUCCCCCWUACCCCCUGGCCAUCCCCCGCCACCUGACCUGCUCAACCAUCUCACUGCACAGCCCCACUCCUGAGUGGGGAGAGAGACCUCUGGUGGAGCACCACCGUGCCUGGAGCACCUGCAGCGUACCUAACCUUACCCAACGUAACCUGGCACAGCAUAACCACCCUAACCUGAACCACUUCAAUAACCGUAACCUCACUCAGCACAGCAACCCUAACUUAAACCUCACUCAGCACAGCAACCCUAACUUAAACCUCACUCAGCACAGCAACCCUAACUUAAAUCUCACCCAGCAUAGCAACCCUAACUUCAACCUCACCCAGCACAUCAACCCUGACUUUCAACCUGACUUCAACCUCAACCAGCACAGAAACCCUGAUUUCAACCUCACCCAGCACAGCAACCCUGACUUCAACCUCACCCAGCACAGAAACCCUGAUUUCAACGUCACCCAGCACACACAGAAAAACUCUGAUUUCAACCUCACCCAGCACAGCAACCCUGACUUCAACCUCACCCAGCACAGCAACCCUAACCUGGCGCACUUCAAUUACCCUAACCUCACCCAGCACAGUAACCCUGACUUCAACCUCACCCAGCACAGCAACCCUAACCUGGCGCACUUCAAUUACCCUAACCUCACCCAGCACAGUAACCCUAACUCUAACCUCACACAACACAACCUAGCCCAACACAAUAACCCUGACCUCCCACAGCACACAGCCCCCAACUUACCCCAUCAUAUGGCCCCUAACCAUUCUCACCAGAGUCCUCCUUACACUAACAACAUGGGCAACACCCUUCCACACAACUUCCCACACAGCACACACUACCCCUUUUCCCCGUACAGCUCCUCCUAUAAUACCCCGCCCCAUAGCGACCCUUUCAGUUCACCUUACUAUAACUACCACGGUAACCCAUAUAGUGGGUCCCACAGCUACCUACACAGCAACACUCAUUAUACUGCCCAUAGCUCUUACUCUAACCCAUCACACACACCUUCCAAACUGCCUCCACAUCUCUCUACUGCCCCCUAUGGAGAACCAUACAGUACUCCAUUCCCUGGCCACCGUCAUCUGUUUCCUUACCCCCAUGGAGUUGAUCCUAUGGGGGCAGCCCCUAAUUCCCACCUUCCACCAGCCCUGUCUACCACUGAGAUGCAGCUCAGACGGGUCCUUCAUGACAUCAGAGGAAGUGUACAGAACUUGGCUCAGAAUUCAUCAGAAUGCAGAGCAGACAUUUUCAAUCCUCAGAGAUCUGCCCAGCCACUGUUUGAGACCUCUCUCCAGAAGGAGCUGCAGGCUAAGAGAAGGAGUCUGAAUGUGUUCCGGACCCAGAUGAUGGAUCUAGAAGUGUCCCUGAUGAAACAACAGGCGUUAGUCUACCAGCACCUCAGUCACGACGAGAGGCAGGAAGCGGAGCAGCUGCAGGACCUGCGGUCAGCAGUGAGACGGGAGCUGAAGGAACUAGAGCUCCAGCUGGAGGAUCGGCUGCUGACCUUGAACGAACAGCUCCGCUCUGCCAGCCACCACAGUCUCUACCGCCACCGCAUGAGCGGUCACAGCAUGUACAGCCUGUCUAACAGUUCUGCUCUGAGAGCUAUGGAGCCGAUGUCGAACCUGCUGAUGGAACCGCUGUACCUGCAGACAGAGCUGGGCUACGAGGGUGGGGCAGAGAGCAGACCAAGCAUGGCACCCACCCCGAGCUCAGGCCGCUCCUCCAGGUCAGCCAGUCCAAUGAGGUCCUCCGGAUGUCACCCAGGCUCCUCCCACACCCCAGAGCUGCCCCUCCCAGGACCCCAGAAGACAGAGGUGUACCGAGUCUCCAUCUCCCUCACCCCAGCCCCCCCUCCACGGCCUGGUGCCUCCACAGGGUUAUCCCAGGGCCAGAUCAGUCCUCUAGAUGCCCAGGACCAUGCCAUAGACCAGGCACUGACAGGAGAGCAACAUCCAGAGGAUCGAGCGCAAGGAGAGGAAGAGGGCAUAGGAGGAAGAGGGGCAGCUGUAGACCCUCACCUGCUAGAGGAGAGCGGUAGGGAGGGAGGAAGAGGAGGAAGAUUAGGUAUAGGAAGGGCAAACAACCCCCAGCUACAGCAGCUCAUCAAGGAGAUCAAAGAGAGCCUUGCUGAUGAGAUCCGACAGGAGAUAGCCAGCGAGCUCCUGGCGGCCGUAUCUCCACGACGAUCACCUGUGUUGGCCAGAGAACACCCCCUGUUAGACUGUUGACAGGUCCUACAUCUGAGUUGAAGAUAACCACUGGUAAAGUCUACCAAUUCUACUCAACCUGAACACUGGUGAAGCCAUACACUGAACAGCCCAACAACCUUUUUACCACUGUUUCUACUAUUUCCAGAGAGUCUGAUGAUGGCAGAUACCUUAACACUGUGUUUUCAACCAUAUAGGUAGAGUUUUUUUUAUUUCUAUGGUUUCUUCUCCUGAGUAAUCUGCUGACUGACAGAUACUCUGGGGCCUCAUUUAUAACCGUUGUGUAAAUUUCACACUAAAUAUCUGAAUAUCUGCGUGUGCCAUUUCUGAAAAGACUGCAUACAUACAAAAAUAUUGAGAUUUAUAAACUUGGCACACACCAUACACCCGUCCUGAAACUGCAUGAGUGAAAGAGCAUCAGUACUCUGUCUGAAAAACGCCCAUCAUUCACCUUUUAUGGUGACAAAAAAAAACUUAUUUGCUGUAUACUUUGGAAGUAUUCGAGCAGUUUUCUAAAGGAAAUAGCAAUAGCGAACUUGAUCAAAUGUCUUUGGAGGUGAUUGCAGAAUGUUAUACUUUUGCAAUGACAUUUGCUGUAGGCCUAGGCUAUCUGAUAGACAAAAAGUUUAUGAAAGACAACAACUAUUGCAAAUUGCUGUUGAGCUGUAAGCAGACCGUUUGAAUUUAAUUGGGCCUAAUGUUUUGCAUUGACUUUUUCUCGAAACAAUGCUGCACUGCCCUCGAAUUCUGAAACCUUCUCUACUUACAGUGGUAGACAUGCACACUACAAUGCACCUGUUCACCUGGUAAAUUUUAAUUUAGUUACAAACCUGCUUCCUUUCUGAUGCAUAGAGCAAAAUACUUGAAAUAAUAGCUUAUCUAAUAGGCUUAAUUAAAUGAAUGAUGCGCAUGGUAAUUUGUUUAAGGCUAUGGUUACUUCAGAAAUUUGGACCAAUAAUGUCCAGAAAAGGUGAAGAAUUUAUUCUGCAAUAGUUAUGAAAAGAUGUAUUGUGUAUAAAUGCAAUAUUGUCUACUCAAGAAAUGUUAAAUUACAGUAUUCAGAUGUCGGCUACAGAAGUAACCUGCAACCCGUCUGUUCCACCGUUAAUACAACUGCGCUCUGGAUCGGAUGGCAUAGAGCAAAAUACUUGAAAUAGCUUAUUUAUUUACUACUGUGAAGUGGGUCCAAUUAAAGGAGAUAUGAGAUGAAUGGUGUCCUUGUUGUUGSCCUAUAUAUAGGCUACCUCGUGAGUAUGACACCAUCACAGAAAAGGUGAGGAAUUUAUUAUGCAAUGAUCAUGGAAAUAAAUAAUAAAUAAUAGCCAGGGAUAUAGAUGAUUGUCUAAUUAUUUUUAAAUCCAAGGAUAAACUAAAUAUAUUUUCGCUYUACUCACUAAUGGAAAAUGAUUGCAUCUUGUUAUUAACCUGUUUAUUGUUAUGCAUAAGCGUGUCCAUAUCCUCCAUUUGCACAAAAUAUAAAUGCACUUGCCUGCUUGCAAUACAAUAUUUCAACCACUAGAAUCUGCAUAAGCAUUGUCUAAAGUCUGCGAGAAGGCRAGCACGUUUUUACAUCAGGUUCAGUUUUUAUAAAUGCCAACUUUUGCGUGAAAAUUGGCUCACACAUUUUUUGGGAUAUAUUUUGUUCCUGCCAAAGGUUUAUAAAUGAGUUCCCUUGUAUCUUUAGACCUGUAUGCUGUGUGCCUUGGAGACACUAAUGCUGCUGUAUACUUGCUGUUAUAGUGAACUGUCUUGUUCUCUGUCUUAACCGUCCUAUUUCAAACACUCAGAAUGACKAACUACUGCAUUACUCAUGUGUUGUCCACAGGGGUGGAAUUGGAGGGGAACUAGAGUUCGCAAAGUAAAAUAAUUUUGACAUGUACAAAAUGUGUUUAAGUAACUCCCCAGUGUUUCCAGAUUUCUGUGAAACAUGACCUAUAAUUACUUACAAUAUGAGCUAAAUAGUUUUCCUUGUAUUUUUUAUAUUUUUUAGUAAGUGUGUUAAAAAGCUGUUUUUCUGUGUUGGAAUGUUAUGGGUGUACCCCAACAACAGAAUGGUGUGGGCAUAUACCCRGUAUUUAAAAAUAUUAAUGCUAGUAGACCGCUGAUUGGCUAUCUCCUCCUCCUCAUGGAGAUGACAUCAUGUUCUAUGAGGAAAUGGCAAGCAUUUUUGUGUUUUAUUUUUUUCAAUUAAUGCUGGCAACAUAUGAGUAUAGGAAGAGUCAACAAUUUUKGGGGGAUAUGAGUUARCAGAAUAUGAACUUUUAAAAGUUCGAUUUUCACUGGGUAGUUACUUWAAGGUAAAUUCUAGGAUCAGUGAGUUCCCAGAGUGACUUUUCUCCAAUUCCAUCUCUGGUUGUUGGUGACAUUGUUAUUAUGUUAUGAUAUGAUCCUGACGUUGUGUAUGUGUUGUAUUUAAGCACAUAGAUGUGGAUCAGGGUGCAUCUCUUGUCCUAAAGUUGAAAAAUAGAGUUAGAAGAUGAUUAUGGUUGUAUGGAAAUUUAGUGUCAGCUGUAAAUUACCAUGCCCUCUUCUAAUGCCAUCUCUAUGAGGAACUAAUCAGAGCUGGUUUCAAAUACUAUUUGAAGUCUUUUAAAUACUUUGAUUGUUUGCUCAGCUUGCCUGUAGUGCCAGGUGGGCAGGGUUUACCGUUUUGGGACUAUUCUAAUGGMUCAUUAAGCCAGGCAAGGUCAGAUAAAGUAUUUGAACCCAGGUCUGGAACUAACUAUGCAAUACAUUUCACUGUCUCUGAACUUGAAAAUAUCCUUAGUAGAAAGACUAUAUAGAGUUCUAUCAGACAAGAUACUGUUAAUUCUACUGUGUUUCUACUCUCCAGUUCAGGCCACCUGUCUGUCUCUAWUAUCUCUCUUUUUUAUUACCCCUUUAAAGAAAAUAUCUCAGGACAAAUACAUUUAGUGGUUUUAACGUCUAUUUAAGAUAAGAAAUACAGGUAUGAAUUUUUGUUUGUUUUUAAUGUGAGACACUAACGAAAACACGCAUCUGGGUCGUAUUCAUUAGGCACCAAACGGAGGAAAAUUGAUUGAAUCGUGGAGGGACUAACUGGACUUACUUUCUGUAGAUUUUUUUAAAAUAACGUUUUCCAGUGUUACCCUAAUGAACACAACCCAGGACAAAGGUGUGAAAUGAAUAUAAUGCAUACAUUUAAGUGGUGCUUUUCAAAAGCAGUAGUUGAUGCAACCCAAUUAAACUUGUCGUUUCCAGUUUGGACAAAUUAUGUACAUGAUGUUUAUGUUAAAAUUAAAUAUUGGUGCACCUAAAAUAUUGAAGGAAUGCAAAAGGGACUAAUUUCGUGGAAUGACCCACUUACUACAUAGCUGAUCUGUACUUACCUGUAGCUUACUUGUACUUACUAAUGGUCAAGCACAGACGAACAUGCAACUUAUAACAUCUCUUUUCCCCUAUAUUCUGAACUGUGCAUCACCCCUGAGGUGGCACCCAGUCGCUUGUCCGGCCCGCUCCACACCUCCAGCCCCUGCCUCUAAUUCUCUGGUAUUUCCUCCAGAGGUAUUAGGUGUUCCUAGGUCGUACGUGUUUAGAGGCACAGAAUGAUCCCAGAGCAUAAAUGGGCACCAUUGAUGGCAAGGCGAAAACACACUGGUURCGUCUCAAAUGGCAUCCUAUUCCCUACAUAGUGCACUACUUUUAACCAGGGUCAAAAGUAGUGCAGUAGGGAAUAAAGUGCCAUUUGAGACGCAGAACUGCCCCAACCAUGGGCACUGGGACUGUGGGCCUGUUUGUGUGUCACUCAGUUUGACUUGGCGUGGUGUAAAUAACAGGUCUGUGUUGUGAGGUUAUUACUUUUCUCUAAAGCGCUCCUUUAUAUUGUUUAUUAUGGUUUCUCUGUGUACAGCACGUUGACACAUUGUGAACAUUACAUCAGCGUACUGUGUUUUGUUUUCUCAUUCUAGCUUGGAUCAUCUGCCAUUCCUAGACAGAUGCCAGACACAGAGAAAUGGGUCAUUUAUGGGUAAUUUAUGGGUUAUUUAUGGGUCAUCAAAGUCCUCAUUGAGGACUGCAUGUCAGAAUGUUGUUGUUUUGCCACUUCACUUAAAUUGAAGUUUUGGUCAGUCCUUGCAGACUACUACAUCAUCCACAAAUAAACAUGUUAUUUAUUUGUAUGUAUUUGAACAUUGUGGUUACAUUAAUGAUGAAUGAAAUCAAAUAAAUCUAAUUCAUGAAU
Salvelinus sp. IW2-2015 is the source of this 9325-nucleotide messenger RNA. Lineage: Eukaryota; Metazoa; Chordata; Actinopteri; Salmoniformes; Salmonidae. The record is from RefSeq and is a predicted model, not a curated record.